Nerophis lumbriciformis (worm pipefish) is the source of this 1148-nucleotide messenger RNA. NCBI's taxonomy places the organism in Eukaryota, Metazoa, Chordata, Actinopteri, Syngnathiformes, Syngnathidae. The record is from RefSeq and is a predicted model, not a curated record.
AUGGAGCCACAGCCCUCCCACAUUAAAAAGGAAGAGGAACACCCACUGAUCCCCCAUUUUAAAGAGGAAGAGGAUGACCCACUGAACACUUACAUCAAAGAGGAAGAGGAGGACCAACUGAUCCACCAUUUUAAAGAGGAAGGGGAAGAUCCACUGACCCUUCACAUUAAAGAGGAAGAGGAGGAACACAGCAUCAGUCAGCAGGGAGAGCAUCUUGAAGGACUGGAGGAGGUUGAUGUCACCAAGAUGCCAGUGACUGGUGUCCCUGUGAAGAGUGAAGGUGAUGAGGUCAAAGGUGAGAGUGAGGAGAAGAGAGAGGCGGAGCCUCCAAGCAGCAGCUCAACUCAACACAUGACAACAGAAGCUGAUGGAGACCACUGUGGAGGAUCACAAGCAGACAAGCUCUUAGCUCCACUAUCAGAUAGUGAGGACACAACGUCACACUCUCCUGACACUGAUGAUGAAGACUCUAAAGAUGAUAAGACAUGUCACACUGACAACACACACUUCACAUGUUCUCACUGUGACAAAACUUUUAAAACUCCUAGUAAAUUGAAAAGUCACAUGAGAACACACACUGGAGAAAAACCUUUUUCAUGUUCAAUCUGCAGUAAAGAUUUUACUUAUAAGCACGAAUUGAAAAUACACAUGAAAACACACACUGGAGAAAAACCUUUUUCAUGUUCACUCUGCGAUAAAGGUUUUAAUCAAAGGGAUCCUUUGAAAAUACACAUGAGAACACACACUGGAGAAAAACCUUUUUCAUGUUCAAUCUGCGGUAAAGAUUUUAAUCAUAAGGAUCCUUUGAAAAUACACAUGAGAACACACACUGGAGAAAAACCUUUUUCCUGCUCAGAAUGUGGUAAAAGUUUUGGAACAAAUUAUAAUUUAAAAGUACACAUGAGAACACACACUGGAGAAAAACCUUUUUCAUGUUCAAUCUGCGGUAAAGAUUUUACUCAAAAGCAGCAUUUCAAAGCACACAUGAGAAUACACACUGGAGAAAAACCUUUUUCAUGUUUAAUCUGCGGUAAAGAUUUUACUCUUAGGCAACAUUUGAAAAUGCACAUGAGAUUACACCCUGGAGGAAAACCUUUUUCCUGGUUCAAACACUGAUGACAUUUAUUAAUCAGACAAGAAGCAAGGAA